AUGGUGCCAUUCCCUACUGGUACUGCCUCCUGGAAAUACGCCUCCAAACGUAACCCAAAGGACUCCGACGACGAGGACGAGGAUGAGGACGAGCCUAAGUCCACCAAGACCAAGAGCGCCAAGGCAAGCUCCACUGCUGCCAGCAAGACGAGUGACGAUGAAAGCUCUGCCCCAGCGACCACUCCCGCCCCUGCGGCGAAUGAGAAUGUUGCCGCCGGCGGCAGCCUGCCUGCUUCUUCUGGUACUUCUGUGUUGAAGGCAGCCCAGACCAUUGCCGCUGGCGAAUCUUUCGACGGAGGCAUGGUCGCAUUUGACCGCGGUGUCAGCUGCAGCGGCCAGUCCGAAGGUGGUGACAGCGACGCGGUGUUCUAUCUGGAAAAUGGGGCCAGUCUGUCCAACGUGAUUAUUGGCCCCAACCAAGUCGAGGGCGUUCACUGCUUUGGCAGCUGCUCUCUCACCAACGUCUGGUGGAGUGCUGUAUGCGAAGAUGCGUUCACCAUCAAGGAACAGGCAGCUGGCGAAACCUCCAAGAUUUCUGGUGGUGGAGCAUUCGGAGCCGAGGACAAAGUUUUGCAGCACAACGGAGGAGGCACCUUGAGCGUCUCUGGUUUCACUGUCGAAACAUUCGGAAAGCUCUACCGCUCCUGUGGCAACUGCAAGUCGAUGUUUGAGCGCCAUGUGAUCUUCGACAACAUCUCUGCCACCGAUGGCAAGUCUCUCGCCGGUAUCAACAGCAACUACGGUGACACCGCUACCUUCACCAACAUCAAAGCUUCGGGAGUCAGCGACAUCUGCGUUGAGUACGAGGGUAACGACACUGGCGACGAACCAACAGAGAUUAGCAGUGGUCCUUCGGCCGCUUGCAAGUACGCCGCCAGCGAUAUCUCCGCUUGA
Molecule: messenger RNA, 894 nt
Organism: Sphaerulina musiva SO2202
Lineage: Eukaryota; Fungi; Ascomycota; Dothideomycetes; Mycosphaerellales; Mycosphaerellaceae
Product: polysaccharide lyase family 3 protein
Exons: 4
Coding region: 1-894 (297 amino acids)
Biological process (GO): pectin catabolic process
Cellular component (GO): extracellular region
Molecular function (GO): pectate lyase activity
Source: RefSeq, a predicted model, not a curated record